CUCUGAAGGACUGAUGUUUUUCGGUCACUACUACCCAGCUUGUCCUGAACCGGAUUUGACAAUGGGAAUCAGCAGCCACUCUGAUAGCAGCUUUCUCACUGUGCUUCUGCAAGACCAAAUCGGUGGUCUCCAAGUUCAAUGUGAUAAUCAUUGGGUUGAUGUUGAGCCCAACACUAGUGCUCUUGUGAUAAACAUGGGAGACUUGUUGCAGCUUAUCUCCAACGACGAAUUCAAAAGCUCUCAACACAGAGUUCUGACGAAGUCGAUAGGCCCAAGAGUUUCGGUGGCUUGUUUCCUGAGGCAGCAGCUGCCACCUGAGAACUCUAGGGUCUAUGGUCCGAUUAAGGAGCUGGUAACGGAAGAGAAUCCCCCAGUUUUCAGGAAAACUGCGGUGAAGGAAUUUGUUAAAUACUACUAUGCAAAAGGGCUUAAUGGGAUCUCCGCCCUUGAGCAUUUCAGACUCUGAGAUCUGACGAUGAAAGCAGUUCCGGUUAGAAGAACCAAUGAACAGGCACAUAUAUACGAGAAAGAAUAAAUAUCCUUUGGUAAUCAGGGACUUUUGGUCUCUGUAAUUUCCUAGCUUUGCACUUUCUACAAUAUCUUAUGCAAUCUCCAUGUAAAUAUUGUCAGGAAUUUGGAUGGAAGGAAACAGGUGAAUGAAUCACUCUCCUUAAAUCAUCUUCAAAGGGGAAGCUAAAAAAAACUAAAUUUUGGA
Molecule: messenger RNA, 715 nt
Organism: Linum trigynum
Lineage: Eukaryota; Viridiplantae; Streptophyta; Magnoliopsida; Malpighiales; Linaceae
Source: the annotation of a GenBank genome assembly